This is a messenger RNA of Heterobasidion irregulare TC 32-1, 678 nucleotides long. It is a transcript of the gene cfu1, whose product is annotated as colonization front upregulated 1. NCBI's taxonomy places the organism in Eukaryota, Fungi, Basidiomycota, Agaricomycetes, Russulales, Bondarzewiaceae. The coding region runs from base 1 to 678 and encodes 225 amino acids. The record is from RefSeq and is a predicted model, not a curated record. The transcript has 2 exons.
AUGCGCCUCUGUGUUGUACUCUCUUUACUACUCCUCGCCCAUGCUAGUCAUGGUGCCUCGCAUCGCUCAAGCGAACGUCGGCCUCAGCCCUCCGCCUCACAUCAUAACGUCUCAGCGAAGGCCGUCAAAACGAAUAGCACCGCGAAUCAUGCCCACCGCGCUCACCACGUCCACCGCGUCCACCGCGUCCCCGAUCAUUACUUCCCCAACCGCAGCCCAUCCGGCUCCAAACCCCGCAUAUUCAUCUACUCCAGCCGCGUCGCAACCUCUCAGUCCCAGCAGGACCGCCUGCAAUAUCACCGCCCCAUAUACGGCCACGGCUCUGCGCGCCGACACAUAAGCCCUAUCGUCAUCGCCUUCGCCGUCCUGGGAGGCAUCUUUGGGCUCUUCGUGGUCGUCGGUCUCGUGCAUUGUUUGCUUGACUACAGCCGCGCGCCGCACCGGCACACGGUCAUGCCCCCCGAUUUUCGCGAGCGGCUCCUACGCGAGAUGGCGGAGAACGCAGAGAACGCGGAGCGCGACCGGCUCGCGCCAACACCUACCCCUCCCCCGCCAUACGAGCGUCCGCCGUCGUAUCAGCCGUCAUCACCAAACAUAGACGAUCCGCUCGUCGCUUCGCCUCUCCCUCAUCCUCUCCAGCCUGCUCCUGCGCCUCAUACGAUGGCACAGCAGGCAUAG